Messenger RNA from Dipodomys ordii (Ord's kangaroo rat), 1258 nucleotides. It is a transcript of the gene Gfod1, whose product is annotated as glucose-fructose oxidoreductase domain containing 1. Gene Ontology annotation, molecular function: nucleotide binding. The transcript has 2 exons. Lineage: Eukaryota; Metazoa; Chordata; Mammalia; Rodentia; Heteromyidae. The record is from RefSeq and is a predicted model, not a curated record. The coding region runs from base 78 to 1250 and encodes 390 amino acids.
GACUGGCUCAGGAGAGCAGUGUGCGCGCGGGUUCGACCGGGCAGCCAGCAGCAGCGCCCGUAAGGAUCGGAGCAGCCAUGCUUCCCGGGGUGGGCGUGUUCGGCACCAGCCUCACGGCCCGUGUCAUCAUCCCGCUGCUGAAAGACGAGGGCUUCGCGGUGAAGGCGCUGUGGGGCCGCACGCAGGAGGAAGCCGAGGAGCUGGCCAAGGAGAUGAGCGUCCCCUUCUACACGAGCCGCAUUGACGAGGUGCUGCUGCACCAGGACGUGGACUUGGUGUGCAUCAACCUGCCGCCGCCCCUCACCAGGCAGAUCGCUGUCAAGACCCUGGGUAUUGGCAAGAACGUCAUCUGCGACCGCACGGCCACCCCGCUGGACGCCUUCCGCAUGAUGUCGGCGGCCCACUACUACCCCAAGCUCAUGAGCAUCAUGGGCAACGUGCUGCGCUUCCUGCCCGCCUUCGUGCGCAUGAAGCAGCUGAUCGAGGAGGGCUACGUGGGCGAGCUGCUGGUGUGCGAGGUGCAGGUGCACAGCGGCAGCCUGCUGGGCAAGAAGUACAACUGGAGCUGCGACGACCUGAUGGGCGGCGGCGGCCUGCACUCGGUGGGCACCUACAUCAUCGACCUGCUCACCUUCCUCACCGGCCAGAAGGCCGUCAAGGUCCACGGGCUGCUCAAGACCUUCGUCAAGCAGACGGACCACAUCAAGGGCAUCCGCCAGAUCACCAGCGACGACUUCUGCACCUUCCAGAUGGUGCUGGAGGGCGGCGUGUGCUGCACGGUCACGCUCAACUUCAAUGUGCCCGGGGAGUUCAAGCAGGACGUGACCGUGGUGGGCUCGGCGGGGCGCCUGCUGGCCGUGGGCACCGACCUGUACGGGCAGCGCAACAGCGCGCCUGCGCAGGAGCUGCUGCUCCAGGACGCCACGUCCGUGAGCAACUCCCGGCUGCCCGAGAAGGCCUUCAGCGACAUCCCCUCGCCCUACCUGCUGGGCACCAUGAAGAUGAUGCAGGCCGUGCGUCAGGCCUUCCAGGACCAGGACGAUCGGCGCACGUGGGACGGGCGGCCCCUCACCAUGGCCGCCACCUUCGAUGACUGCCUGUAUGCGCUGUGCGUGGUGGACACCAUCAAGAGGUCCAGCCAGACGGGCGAGUGGCAGAACAUUGCGAUCAUGACUGAGGAGCCGGAGCUGAGCCCUGCCUAUCUCAUCAGCGAGGCCAUGCGUCGCAGUAGGAUGUCGCUCUACUGUUAGACCUUGUG